AUGUCCACGGAACCCACUCAGCCCCUCCCCAACCCCCCCUUCUACACCAUCCCCAACAUCAACAACCUCCGCGACGCAUCCAUCUCUCUCCAAACCACCUCAGGCUCCAGCGUCCGCCCCAACAUCCUCUUCCGCAGCGCUGAAGUCUCCAAGCUCGACUUGGCCGGCUGGAAAACCGUGCACUCCCUCGGGGUAUCCCACGUCUUCGAUCUCCGCUCCAAACCCGAAGUCGACAAGGGCUGGGCCGGCAUCGUCGGCAAAGAUGCCUCGGGCGACAACGACGUGCGGCCGGGUUGGCUGCAGGCAAUGGAGCAAGCGGGCGUAGCGCGCUCGUGGGUUCCCGUGUUUGAAGAGAGUGAUUAUUCGCCUGAGCGACUGGCAGAGCGGUAUUCAAAGUACAUGGAUGAGGCGGUUACGGGGUUUGUCGAGGCGUAUCGAGAUAUUUUGGCAAAUGGGGGUCCGGCGUUUGGCAAGAUACUGAGGUAUCUUGCGGGUAUUUCGGUUGUUGGGGCACUGGUGCAUUGUACGGCGGGGAAAGAUCGGACAGGGAUUUUUUUCGGGCUGCUGUUCGACUUUCUUGGUGUGCCACGCGUGCAGAUUGCGGAUGAGUACCAACUUACUGAGCUGGGGCUUGCACAUAUUCGUGAGGAGGUUGUGAGGAGGUUGAUGCAGAGUCCGGGGUUUAAGAAGUAUAUGCUGGCGAGUAUGGAGGGGACGAAGCUUUCGGUCGAAGAUAUUGCGAGGAGUCUAAAGGGCGAGGAUGGACAGGAUCAGGUUCAAGUGCCGCCCGAGGUGCUGGAGAAGGGAAGGCAGGCGGCACUACGGAUGAUUGGGGCAAGAAAGGAGAGUAUGUUGAAGAGUUUGGAGAUGCUAGAUGAAGUGUUCGGGGGUGCGGAGAGGUAUUUGAGGGAGAAGUGUGGGCUAAGUGAUAAGGAGUUGGAUGCGUUGAAGAACAAUCUUUUGGUAGAGGGACAAGUAGUCCAGGGACAUGUGAAGAAUGGCUCUCUUUGA
Messenger RNA from Bipolaris sorokiniana ND90Pr, 1011 nucleotides. RefSeq lists its product as uncharacterized. The record is from RefSeq and is a predicted model, not a curated record. Gene Ontology annotation, biological process: dephosphorylation. The coding region runs from base 1 to 1011 and encodes 336 amino acids. Gene Ontology annotation, molecular function: phosphoprotein phosphatase activity. NCBI's taxonomy places the organism in Eukaryota, Fungi, Ascomycota, Dothideomycetes, Pleosporales, Pleosporaceae. The transcript is spliced from 2 exons.